Molecule: messenger RNA, 3079 nt
Organism: Spirometra erinaceieuropaei
Lineage: Eukaryota; Metazoa; Platyhelminthes; Cestoda; Diphyllobothriidea; Diphyllobothriidae
Source: the annotation of a GenBank genome assembly
AUGAUCAUGUCGAUCCGGGUUUAUGUCCUAUGCACUUUGAAGUUGCAGCACGUUCAUGUGAUCGUCAUCUUUUAUCAGCAAUUCCUGCCAAACUUCGCUGACCUCGAGCUAGAACUCACCGUCAUGCAUUCCGGUCCGAAGGCUCCUCUCGGUCUUUCUGGUGAGGCAUUUACCUCUUUUCGAGAUAAUCAAGGCCUCCCUGUCGAUGCUGCCUCGUUUAUGCAUGAUGGCUAAUUCUUCGGCGAUAGCCUUUAAGGUAGUUCUUCUAGAACAUCCCACUACGUAAUGCUGUCUCUGUUAGUCUUGCGCAAAAAAAUUUCUCCAGUAAAAGCAUGCUACGGCAUCUUUGACGAUGAAAUCCCCGCCACUUAUUUGGAAAUGGAGCACUUCCGCUACUUCCUUAAAGGUCUUGUCUUCACAGUCACCACGAUCCGUAGAUCAUUGAUGUUCCCGUAUUGAUCAUACUUCAAAAAGUAAAACCCGAGGCCAAUUAUCCAUAUGAACUUAAUUCCCACAUUCGCCACCAGCAUCCAACAUAUCGAUGGCACAAAGGGUGAGAUAGCUGUCAAGCUGUACGGAGCUUCUCAGCAUUCACUCCUCGUUACAAGUGCGGUCAAUUGCUGUCAUGGUGACUGAAAGGGGAGUCGGUUAGCCAAUCGAUAUGCCAUUUAAUGGUGUCGAUCGUUUAGGUAUUCACCUGUUCACCGCUGUUGCACAGGUCUUCGAGACACCUCAACUCCAAACUGCCCCUUAGUGUUCGCCUCGAUGCGUCGAAAUAUGCUUCAAUUUCUCCAUGAUUCCCUCUGCCCGGGAGACGAGACUCACACAAACUCCCCCCUCAAGCUUGGAUGUUUCUGAGUUGCCACUUGAAAAGGGUAGGAGUCAAUAUAAGCCUCGCUCAACCUCCCCCAUUUUAGACACAGAACAUGCUGGUUUAGUAUAGAUGAACGUUAAUUAACGAUGAAUUUUCACCAAGUCUACGAACUUGCCGAGUAUGUGUGCACUCUCUUGCUCUUCCGUGUCCUUUGAUCUUGCACUUGUAGUUACCUGCGUCUUCCUACUAUUCAUACUUUCUCCGCAUCAUCAUUCGUCGGCAUUUAAAAUGCCCCACGUGCCUUUGUCGCUACGAUCACACGGGCUGGUUUACCGCAAGCGUGACUGGAGUAGUCCAGAGAUGCCCUGACAAUUACUACGUAUGGGCGACACACUUGCGGCGGCCCAAAUUCGUGCGUAUGUUGCAAAUUUGGGCCUCUUACGAUUGCUUGUACGUGCGCACCAAGUGCAGUCUGAUGAUUGGCCAAUGCUGGCUGCCCAAACUGACCAAUCAUCAUUGAGGUUGACUCAGGCGUGAGCUUAAUGAGGGCUCUGUACGACUGCCCCACUGUCUCACAUGCGGACGCCGCUCUCGCCGCGUAGGACGUGCCCUCGUCGGCCGCCAACUCCUAAUAAUUUCUUCCCUAAUGGUUCUGCACAGGAUACAACAUCCUCCCAACUUGGCGUCUCACUUCUUCACUUCCUGUUCGGAACUGGGCCUUAUGGCCGUAGUGACUGAGGGCUCCCUAUAGCACAAUCUGCCGCGACGGAUACAUCAUCCUAAAACUGCUCUACACGAAGGCUGAGCGGCGACACCGAUAGGUAUCCAUCGCUAUCGCAUUGACGUGGUACGUCGCAAGCAAGCCGGCGGUCGUAACCUGCAUUUCGAGUUUUGUACAUUGCGUGGCUUGACAAUGGACAACAGACACGGUCGCAUGAAAUAUCAACCAACUAAUAAAGUCGAUGCAGUAAGCUCUUCCCCGUUCUGAGGCGGAUUGAAUUACACAAGUUACACCUCCUUCGAAGUAGGAAGUUAAAAGUCGAUGACUGAGUAAGUAACGUGAAUGCGGGUCAUACAGUGACAACAACCGUUUUACGAAAUCGCAUUUAAAUUAGAAGACAGCUAAGACAAAGUCAUGUAUUCCUCUAAUGAACGUCAGGCCUACCGAGUUAACAUACGCGUGGGGAUGGAAAAUACAUGAGUGUACAGGAAGAAUGGUAAGGCAAGUAGUGCAUAUUCGCAACGUACCGUGAUAUGGGGAAGAAACCGGAAUUCUGAGCUAUGGUGGACACCGAAACAGAGUCAGAUUAGAACUUCGUGCCAGUGUCCAAGACUCUUGCCUCGACCCCCAGAAGAGGCCUUGAAAUGCGCAAGACCACGGUGACUGGAUUGGACGGUUCAUCGCUUGGCUGAGGAAAGAGUGUUGCAUAGCCAGUCCAGGCCUUGGUAGAGACCAGUGCCUGAGGUGGCGCACGUGGCUUGCACGUGCCAUUGAUGCCCCUGAAAAGCGGAGAGGCCGAGUCUUUGAGUUACCUCGCAGGCCUGCAUUGCGUUUGGCAAAUCCUGCGAUAGAGAAGUUAUUAACACUAAAUACACACACACGCCUGUUUGUUUGCAAACACCAACAAGGGGGUUUCACGCAGUCCCUCGUCACUCAGCAUACGAUGAAGUUCUUCCCUCGCCUCAUCUAUUCUUUCCUGAUCAUUACUGUCGACAACGAAUAUGAAGCCUGGAGAAUAACGAACAAUAGUCACCCUUGCCUUGGCUGCUAUAGCAGAAACAGCGCCACAGAGGGCGUACUUUAUCUUGCCCUCCGACAUCCCGUACAGUAAAGGUGACAUUUUUGUAUCGCACGAGUUCAAUGUUAAAUCCGAUAGUGGGAGUAGUUGAAACGACUUCACCCAAAUUCAAUUUAUAAAGAAUGGUUGUUUUGCCUGCAGCAUCCAAGCCAACCAUAAGGAUACUCAUCUCCUUAUGGCCAAAUAUGCGGUCAAAUAUGCGACUGAACAUGUUACCCAUUCUCUAAGGAGGCGGAUUUGACCGUUUAUUUGCAAAUAACUGUAACUGGUACUAGACACAAAAGCGCCGAACACCGCAAAACUUACGUAUUUUCCACAAAAAUAAGUGGUCUGUCGGAAUGCUGAUAGGUCGCUUCUAAUCGGCAAUUAUAAGUUGAUUUUUGUGGUGUCGCAGUAUAAAUAUAACUAUGUUUUUAAUCCGAUAGGCUCUGAACUCAUGCGGACCAGAAUGGCCAAUGAGCAAUGA